GACCAUGUGAAGCAGUUCUACCGGACUCUGAUCAACUUCCUGGCCCACAGCAGCCUGACGGUGGUGGUCUUCACGCUGUCCAUCCUGGCCAGCCUCACGCUGAGCGAGAAGGUUGGAGACAAGCUUUUCGACUCAAAGAACAUCCACCAGACCUUCCAGCUGGUGUUCAACAUCAUUGUGAACGGAGACGGAACGCUGACCAGGAAGUACUCUGUGGACCUGCUGGUGGACCUGUUAAAGAACCCGAAGAUCUCAGAUUACCUCAGCAGGUAUGAGCACUUCUCAGCGUGUGUGUCUCAGGUUUUAGGGCUGCUGCGUUCYAAAGACCCUGACUCUGCAGCCAAGGUGCUGGAGCUCCUGCUGGCCAUGUGCACCGUCUCAGGUCUGCGCUCGCUGCUCUGCGACAUGGUCUUCAAACCCGCCGGACCCAGACUCAGAGCCGCAGGAUGCAGGCAGGGUCCGGGACCGGAGGGGGGUCUGGUUCUGGUGCAGUGGCUCAGCUCACCUGUGGAUGAAACGUGUGCGAUCAGGACCCUGCAGCUGCUCAACGAGCUGCUGGAGGAGUCGUCAGGAGCAGAGAACAUGUCUGAAUCCACGCUGAGCUUCACAGAGAUGCUGCUCCCGGUCCUGCUGGGUCUGCUGAAGGACGUGAACCCGACGCAAGGAGACGCUCAACUGAGGAAGCACUGCCGCCUCGUCACACACACCUCCAGUCUGCUGCUGAUCCUGUGCAGUGAGGACUCCAGCAGGUCUGUGGUGUCCUCUCAGGUGAGCGCUCAGCUCUGCCUCUCACAGGUGGAGGUGCUCCUCUCCUGUUGUCAUAGAGACAACACCAUCUCCUGCCUGCCUCCUGGCUCCCAUAACGACCUCAGUCAGGUGUGUGCUGAAGCUCUGCUGAAGACCCUGGAGCUGAUGAGCCGCCUGAGGCAGCAGGUGAAGGACAUGGAGACCAGCUUCUACAGGCUGCUGCAGGACCAGAGGAUGGUGACCCCCCUCUCUCUGGCUCUGACGUCCCACCACAGGGAGCGUGUGCAGACCGGACUCGCCCUCCUGUUUGAGGCCACGCCCCUCCCAGACUUCCCAUUGCUGGUUUUAGGAGAAAGCAUCGCUGCCAACAACGCCUACCGUCACAGGGAGGCUGAGCUGUCAAUCAAGCGGGUUGCGGUGCAGGAAGCCCCGCCUCUCAGGACAAACACCUGCAUCCUGGACUCCUCCAGCUCCUCCAGGAGCGUCAGCAGUCUGGUUGAGAGGAUCCAGAGCGGACUGGAGCUGCAGGAGCAGAUGAGGGACUCUCAUGUCUCUGACAUCAUCGAUGUUUAUGAACAGAAGCUCGCUGCUUUUACUUCGAAGGAGAGUUGUCUUCAGGACCUGCUGGAGGCCAAGGCUCUGGCUUUGUCUCAGGCCGACCGGCUCAUCGCUCAGUACCGCCUGCAGCGAGCGCAGGCUGAGGCCGAGGCCCGGAAGCUGGCCUCGCUGCUGAAGGACGCAGAGCGGGGCAGGGAGGACCUGCUGUCCCAGCUGAGUGGGCAGGUUCUGGAGGUGGAGCGGUCCAGAGCCGACAUGGAGGAGCUGCUGCAGCACAACGCCAGGCUGCAGAAGGACUCUGAAGAACACCAGGCUCUGAAAGGAGCCUACAACGCCUUGCUCAACAGGUUUAAUGAAACAGAGCGACUCCUCAAAGAGCUGCAGGCAGCUCACAUCUCUCUGAGCAAACAGACGGACGCUCUCAGGAGGAACCAGGAGGUCCUGCAGCAGCAGAUGGACAAGAUGGCUGCGGUGUUGGAGGACAGAGAGCAGCAGAUCCAGUCCCUCCAGUCUGACAUCCAGAAGAGAAACGAUGACAUCACAGCUCUGAGCGCUGAGCUGAGAGCUGCAGAGCAGCAGCUGAAGGACAAACAGCAGCAGAAGGACGAGCUGGAGGACAAGAUGGACAUUUUGAGGAAGGAGCUCAAUAAAACUGAACAGGCCAGGAAGGACGCCAGCAUCAAGGCGUCGUCUCUGGAGCUGCAGAGGACUCAGCUGGAGAGCAAGCUGAAGCAGAAGGAAGAAGAGCUGAACAAACACUCGGCCAUGAUCGCCAUGAUCCACAGCCUGAGCAGCGGCAAACUGAAGAGUGACGUCAACCUGUCGCUCUGACGAUGAGUCGCACAAAAAAACAUUUUAUCAACUAUUUAUAGGACCUCUAAUUCAUUUUAAACUGUAAUUAAUCUGCAAGAAACAAGCUUAAACAUUAAACUCUACUUUUUCAAGUCAUGAAAUGUUUGUUUUUAUUGUUCUGUUAAUAAAUGACACUGUUUUUCA
This is a messenger RNA of Austrofundulus limnaeus, 2301 nucleotides long. It is a transcript of the gene cip2a, whose product is annotated as cellular inhibitor of PP2A. NCBI's taxonomy places the organism in Eukaryota, Metazoa, Chordata, Actinopteri, Cyprinodontiformes, Rivulidae. The record is from RefSeq and is a predicted model, not a curated record.